AAUUCUAUUUGCCCCGAAAUUAUUAUUGUGGUAACAAGUAGGUGCGAAACAAGAGUCAAACAUUUCAAACUAAAAGCAUAUCAAACGUUAUUAAAUUACUUGCAUUAAAAAUUCAUUAAAGUGAAAGAAAAUGUUUGCUGGAAAUAUGGGCUAUCUGCUAGCUGUAACUAAUGCGAUUACUUUAAAUCGCUUUUCGACGUUCAACCCUUUAAUAAGGUAUUUUUCUUCUCAAAUAAUUAAGCCCAAUAAAUGGUGGAGACCCGGUACUGAAGAUUCUGCCAUCAAUGAGAUUAGACCAUAUAAUAUUAGUUUUUCUGAAGAGCUCGUGAAAGAUCUAAAAUAUAAAGUAAGAAAUAGUGAAAUUUUUGUGAAACCAAAAUUGGAAAAAGAUCGUAAAAAAGAGAUGAACAUGUACACUUUGUGCACCCUUUUACGUCAGUGGGGAUAUAAUUAUAAUUUUCAGGAACGCGAGAAAUAUAUAAAUAGUAAUCCACAUUUUAUAACUAAUGUCCAAGGAUUAGACAUUCACUUUAUUCAUAUAAAGCCACAUGUGAAGAAAUGUAAUGUCAAAAAGAGAUAUAUGCCAUUGCCAUUGCUACUUUUACACGGAUGGCCAAGUUCAGUAAUAGAAUUUUAUAAAGAUAUAUCAUUAGAAAAGUCGCGUGAAAUAAUAAUACCUUCCUUGCCUGGAUUUGGUUUCUCUAGCGCACCAACAAUAUCUGGUUUUUCAUGUAUUGACAUGAGUGUGGUUUUAAAAAAUCUUAUGUUGAAACUUGGUCAUGAUAAAUUUUACGUUAUAGAUGACCGUCACGAUGCUAUUAACAGCUAUAUUAUGUCGAUGUUAUUUCCGCAACACGCGUAUAAAGAUUAUAGCAUAUUUGGAUAUAACAACGCAUAUCGAGAAAGAGAUUACUUUUUUUCGGAAUUUACUAAAAAAAUAGUACCAGUUGAAAAACUCUUAAAAAAAUUCGGAUACCUUGAGGAUCAAGCUUCAGAAAUAAACAAAACUGAUAAUGUUUCAGAAAUAAACACAAUUAAUAAAGCUGCAGAAAUGAACACAAUUGAUAAUGCCUCAGAAAUAGACACAAUUAAGAUUGAUUUAAAGGAUUCACCAGAUGCUUUGGCAGCGUAUUUUAUGGAAAUAAUUUUGAAUCGACCAUCUUCUAAAGCCUACCUCACAGAUGAACAAAAAAUGCAUUUUUACAUGGAAACAAUUGAUAAUUUAAUGAUGUAUUGGGCACCACAGUGCAUAAAUACAGCGAUACAAGUAUAUGACGAACAGUUUAAAAAUCUGCCAAAUGAAUUUUUUAAGCUAUUAAACAAUUUUUAAUCUAUUUCUGCAAAGGUCUUCCACUUUUAAUGGCAUUGAAAAAAACAGUUCCUGAAUUCCUUGGAUGUUAUAUCAACAUAAUUAAUUUUCACUAUUUGAA
Molecule: messenger RNA, 1430 nt
Organism: Nylanderia fulva
Lineage: Eukaryota; Metazoa; Arthropoda; Insecta; Hymenoptera; Formicidae
Product: juvenile hormone epoxide hydrolase-like
Biological process (GO): epoxide metabolic process
Molecular function (GO): epoxide hydrolase activity
Source: RefSeq, a predicted model, not a curated record